GCCCCACACCCAUCAAGUCAUCAACUUUAUUAAACAUCUCAUUUCAAAAACAAUCUGCAAUAAUCGCACAGGCCCUUCAAUGAGAAGAGAAACCAUCUGAAAAAUAUCAAACAUCUCUAAUUCUAGUUUCCGUACAGAGUUGAAAAUGGACGAUUAUACAAGAGAAAUGAUGGACCUCAAAACCCUCGUCACCCGAACCCUAGAGAAGAAAGGCGUCCUUGCCAAGAUCCGAGCUGAACUUAGAGCAAGCGUUUUUGAGGCGAUAGAAGAGGAGGAUAGGGCAAUUGAGAAGGAUGAAGCCUUGCCUCCUGCACUACUGGGUAGCUGCAAUGAGCGCGCAAAACAACUCCAUAAUUCCCCUUCAGGAAGGCUACUAACUGCACUGAUAUGUGAAUAUUUUGACUGGGCUCAACUAAACCACACACUUAAAGUUUAUUUGCCAGAGUGUAAUUUGCCAAAGGAUUCUUGGAAAUCAGAGCUAAAAGAAUUUAGCAGCAAGAAUGGAUAUGAUCUUAACAGGAAUGGGGAUAGUGGUCCAUUGCUUUUGGAUGUUCUCGAAGGAUUUUUGAAGUAUGAGAACUUAUCUCAAGGAAGGGGUGCUGGGAGGAGAUUGACAAUAGCAGAUGCUGAAUCUCUUUCCAAUGUAGAAACAAGGAACAUGAGGAGGCCUUCUUCAUCUUCAGUUGCUGGGGGCUUACCUCCAUUGGGAAGGCCAGGUCCUGCUGCCCAGUCAUCUGAUAGAAGAGCAGGUUCGUCAAUACCUGGGUACAGGAAGGAUGAAUACAAUUGGAGAUAUGACAACGAUGAACUUGCAGAAGAUGUAAGUCGUGCUUCAUCUGCCUUGGAAAACCUUCAGUUGGACAGAAAAGCUCGGAACCUUACAACUUCCUGGCGGCAUGGAGGGGAUGGCAUGUCCGAGGAAGAUGGCAGGGUAGAAUAGGAGGUGUUGGCAAAAUGUUCUCCAGAUCUCCAAAUCUGAGAAUUGAUGUUAUCUUAAACCAUUGAAAUUCUAUUUUGUGUAAUGGGCAGUGAUGUUUCUUAUGAUUGAAAUACGGUAUAUUGCUUUUAGUAAAUUGAUGAGGUUUUUCCCUUCUU
This is a messenger RNA of Nicotiana tabacum (common tobacco), 1095 nucleotides long. RefSeq names its product protein TONNEAU 1a. NCBI's taxonomy places the organism in Eukaryota, Viridiplantae, Streptophyta, Magnoliopsida, Solanales, Solanaceae. Gene Ontology annotation, molecular function: protein binding. The record is from RefSeq and is a predicted model, not a curated record.